UGCCUAAUACCCACCGCUUGCCCUUUGCACGUGUCGUCGAGUCGAAGCGCCAUCUCACUCUUUCGUCGUCAAGGCCGCUCCUCGCUAUACAAACAUUACGCCAGCAUCUUAAUAAUUCCUUGCGCAUCAAUUGCGCCACCGCCCAAACAUGGCUUACAACAACACCAAUAACAACAACCAAUAUGCGGGCUACGGCGGAAACCCUUACGGCGAGGGAGACAACCCUUACGGUAACGAGGGUUACGGCCAAGCAAACCCUUACGGACAGUCGUACAGCGAUCCGCUCCAGCCUCCAGCACCCACUCGUCAGGGUGAGUCCAACUUCUCGGCCGUGACUCAGGACUCGCAGUAUAGCAACACUGGAGUCCCUGGCGCCCACGCUACCGGAUCGCAACCCCCGAUGCAACAGGCCGCUCCUACUGUUCUCAGCAACCAGGACUUCCUCUCGCGCGUUGAGGCAGCAAAGGCCGACAUCCGUCAAUUGACCCAAUACAUCUCCGAGAUUGCCGCCGCUCACCAGCGCACUCUCAACAGUCCCGACGCUUCCUCCAACCAGGCCCUGGAGUCCAUCAUCACCCAGACACAGGUUCUCAACACUUCAAUCAAGGACCAAAUCAAGUUCCUUGAGACCGACGCUGCCAGAAGUGGACGCAACAACAACAUUAAGAACAGCCAGGUCGGCCAGCUCAAGACGAGCUUCAAGAAGCAGCUCGAGGAGUACCGCAACGAGGAGGCCAGUUACGAGCGCCGAUACCGUGAGCAAAUCGCCCGUCAAUACCGCAUUGUCAACCCCGAGGCUACCGAUGCCGAGGUUCAGGAAGCCUCCAACGCCGAUUGGGGCAACGAGGGUGUCUUCCAAACUGCACUCAAGAGCAACCGCUCGGCAACUGCCAGCACCGUCCUCGGCGCUGUGCGUGCUCGUCACAAUGAUAUCCAACAGAUUGAGCGUACUUUGAUCGAGCUAAACAAGCUCUUCGAGGAUCUUGCCGAGGCUGUCGUCAUUCAGGAACCCAUGAUUCAGCAAGCCGAGCAACACACCGAGAACGUUAAGAAGGACACCGAGGCCGGUAAUGUGCAGCUUGACAAGGGUAUUACCCACGCCCGCCGUGCUCGCCGCCUGAAAUGGUGGUGCCUGCUUAUCGUUGUCAUCAUUCUCAUCAUUGUUGGUUUGGCUGUCGGUCUUACUCUUGGUCUACGAAACAACAACAAAUAGACGAUUGUUUGUGUUUGGUUUUCCAUACCCGUCCUUGGAUUCUGUCGAUCUUCCUUAAUUUGCAACACAAUCUUUCGGAUGAUCUCACCUCUCCCGCACGUCGAUAAUGGAGCGCUCCUGCAUACACAUCACUGAA
Messenger RNA from Aureobasidium subglaciale EXF-2481, 1349 nucleotides. RefSeq lists its product as uncharacterized. Lineage: Eukaryota; Fungi; Ascomycota; Dothideomycetes; Dothideales; Saccotheciaceae. Gene Ontology annotation, cellular component: endomembrane system; SNARE complex; plasma membrane. Gene Ontology annotation, biological process: intracellular protein transport; vesicle fusion; exocytosis. The transcript is spliced from 3 exons. The record is from RefSeq and is a predicted model, not a curated record. The coding region runs from base 149 to 1213 and encodes 354 amino acids. Gene Ontology annotation, molecular function: SNARE binding; SNAP receptor activity.